Molecule: messenger RNA, 201 nt
Organism: Angiostrongylus costaricensis
Lineage: Eukaryota; Metazoa; Nematoda; Chromadorea; Rhabditida; Metastrongylidae
Source: the annotation of a GenBank genome assembly
AUGGCCACGUUAUUUCAGAGAACAAAACUUGAACGCCGAGAAUAUUCAUCGGUCGAUGAUGUACUUGAUGGGGAAGAAAAACCGGUACUCGAUGACCGAGAGAAGCAAGCGAUUUGUCACGUCGCCGUCGUCGCUGGUCGCCGCCAAAAACAGUUGGUGUCUGGCAUUCGCUUGGUCCAUGAAACAUCCACUUCCGAGUGA